This is a messenger RNA of Symbiodinium sp. CCMP2592, 2910 nucleotides long. Lineage: Eukaryota; Dinophyceae; Suessiales; Symbiodiniaceae. The record is from the annotation of a GenBank genome assembly.
AUGCCUUGGAUGUUCCGCCAUCGUGAUGAACCGAUCUCUCGCAUAGACAAGUUCAGAACUUGGCUUCAAAUUUGGCAGCCGGAGCUCAUCAGUGCUACUGUGGCAUGUGCAGGUGUUGUCGUGCUUCGUGCAGUUUGCCGGCGACGGCGUUGUCGCUCAAUCUCUUUGACUUCGAAGGAACGAAGCGCCACGAUCCGCAUCCAUCCUGCCUCGACCUCCCGAGCGGAAGGGCAGCCGGCCCGAGAUUUGGGCGUCCUUGCAGCAGCCCGUCUAAAGCGAGAGCGUGGACAUGCUGCAGUCCUGGAGCUCUUCUCUGGCUCUGGUAUGCGCUCGGCACGCUACCUCUUGGAAGGUGGAGCCGACUUCGUCUGGGCAAACGAUGCGAAUCAGGAGCUGUUCGAGACACUGUUGGCCAACUUGCAACAGGCCGCCUCUGCAGCAGGGCAGAUGUCGCAGGACUACCCUUGCUCCGACCUGCUGCCUGAGUGGGCCGCUCCGCACAGCUGGCGGCUGCAGGAGGGACUGCCGCUCCACGGCAGAGAGGCCGGCCGGCAUCCAGGAUGGCGGCAUCGUUCGAGUGCAGACAAAGAUUCUAGCACUUCUGCACAGGGCUGGCGGGUGACCCACUGGGAGUCGAAGUCUUUGCUUGGAUACUGCCAAGCAGUGAAUCGGCAGUUUGACUUUGUGGACGUGGAUGCUUCUGGCUGUUGGUCUCACAUUGGUGCAACACUGGAGCUUGUACGACCAGGCGGGUUGCUGUACCUGGCAGCGACUGGUCUGACAUCAAGCAAACCUUCGCUGGCUUUUCAGAGCUUGGGCGUGCGGCUGGCUAGGUGUCCGCCCACAGAAACUCUCCACGACCACAUGGCAAGAGCCUUGAUUUGGCGAAUGGUGUCGGCUGCAGACAGCCUCGGGCUGAUUGCACAACCACUUUUCAGUCUCUAUCGCGGGGCCGGAGACGUCUUCCGGAUUCUGCUCCGCGUGGUCCGGAGAUCCGGCGAGAGCACCUUGAAAGCGUUCUGCUGCGGAGUCUGCUGCGACUGCAACGUCUACGUGGGGCCGUUAGAAGACGAGAGUCUCUUUGGCGCACGCCACGCUCGACCUAGAUGCCGUAAUUGCCACUCCAGCGAUUUUGUCUGCUGGGGUCCAUUGUGGACAGGCAGCUUGAAUUCAGACCCGUUUCUUGCCCAGCUCCAGGCGGAUGCAGCUCUUCGAGGAUGGCUGCAGGAGCCUCUCAGCGAAGGUGGUCGCAUGUCGCCGCUGGCAGAGCUGCUUCCAAGGCUUCGGGCAGAGGCUUCUGCCGAGGCGGCUGCGGAGGCAAGCGGGGCAAUGCUCCGACCUUGGACCCUGCGACUACCUGCAGUGGCACAGCGGGGAGGCUGCGUGCCACCCCAGCUUGGACAGCUGUUGGAGGAGCUGAGUGCGGCGGGGCACACAGCUUGCCGCUCUUCGCUUGGUCCAGCAGCUCGGCUUGCAAUUGCGGCGGGAACUUGGGCAAACAUUGGCGAAGAUCGCGCGAGUUUCCGGAAGCGGUGGCAUCGGCCAGCUGAGGAACACUUCAGAACAUCUGCAGAUGUGUCAGAAGUGGUCACGAUCGCCCAAAAUCUGUGUGCAGUGGCUGCAAUGCAAGCGGCUUUAGAGGGCAAUGAGGACGAGGGUGUGUGGCCAGCGAAUCCAUGGCAAGCGCAGGCAGAUGCUCACCUUCUUCAUCUGCAACGUUCACUCCAGGAAGUGGCAGGUCCAGCCUUGCUCUUGCCCUGUGGCGUGCCUACGUGCGGAAGUGCUGGAUUUAUCCUUGCACCUCCUUUUGAGUCCUCGCAGACCCAGUCUCCAUUCUCGCACGGGGAUCGUUCAGGAUUGCUUCGUCGAGUCCAUGAACUGGAAGGACAAGUCGCGAGCAUGGAGGUGGCGGCUGCAGCUCAAGGGCGGGACCUUGACGAGGCUCGGACUGAGCUCGAAGCGUUGCGGAGGAAGCCCAUCAGCAAAGCCGCAGAUGACACUGCGCUGUGCGCCCUGCAGGAGAAGAAUGACUUCUUGCAGGUUCUGGUUGGCCGCUUCGAGCGCAAGGUCAUGACUCUAGAGGAGGAGAAUGCUGGUCUGACAGUCGCUUUGGGGAAGCAGCAGACCUCUUCCGCUUCGAUUGCAUUGCAGACAGAGGAUGGAAUCGUCGACGAGCUCGAAGGCCAAGUGGAGCUGCUGGAGCAGCAGCUGCGCAGCAAGGACUUCGAAUUGCAAGAGGUCAAGGACAGCCUCGAAUCGAUGCAGGCACAGCGGUCUCGCGAUGAUGUGGCAGUGCGGGGGCGGAAUCCACGGGAGCUCGCUGAUGAAGUCGACUUCCUGCAAUCUCGCACGGGCUUUCUAUCGGACUUGGUUAACCGUUUCGAGGACAAGACUAUGGCGCUCGAGAAGGAGCUCAAGGAAAUGAGAGAAGACCGGACCUUCAGUGCUGUGAGGCUAAAGAUUGCGGAGGAUGCUGCACACCAGAGUGCUGAAGCACUGCAACAAAGCAAAGAAGAGGUUGAGAGCCUGAAGCUUCUGCUGCGGGACACGAAGAGAGAGCAUAACAAAAAAGUCCAGGAACUUCUCAAGCAAAUUCAGCUGGCGCGCGGCCGGCGAACAGACACGAAGUUGAAGGAGGAGCAUGAGCGACUUGAGCGACUCCGCGAUGAGCUCCGGGAGCUGAAGGACCUGAACGGUCGUUUAGUCGAGCGCCUGGGCCACGAAAGGGCUGAGCAUGCCGAGGCCCGGCAGCAGCUUUGGAGCUCCGAGCGGGAGCGCGGCAUUCUGGAGCAGCGCACGGCAAACCUCUCCGAGCAGCUCGUCGUGCUGGCGGAAGUCAACGACAGCCUGGAGCGUCUGCACGAGCAGGCAGAUGCCAAGUCGCGAAGUUUCAUCCCAUCUGCUUCCUGA